AGAAGUAGGCAGACUUCUUCUUGAAGCAAGGAAGAUUACCCCACUGAGAACAAUGGUAGACUUCAUCAUACCAACUAACUUCAAACAUGUCAUAGCAGCUGUUAAAGUUGUAUCUGGCUAUGAUGAAGAGAAAAACUCCUACCGCAUUCCUUCUUUAGCUCUCAAACUUGGGCAUUCUUUAAACAAGAUAUCUAGCAUUGUUGAGAGCAAUGCCAUGAUGUAUGGAGAUCAUGAGCGUGCUGAGUGUGCCCGAGACUUCAGGAAAAUACACCAGGCAAGGUGGAAUGAGUACAUUUCUGCUGGUGCUAUAACUACAUUGAAAGAAGCCAAGUGGAACACACCACAGAUCAUUCCUUUCACUCAGGAUGUCAAAGUCCUGCACACACAUCUUGAAAAGAAACACAAUGAGCUCCUAAGUAAGCUCAGAUCUUGCCCUUCUGCUGACAGCUACGCUGCUCUAGCCAAGGUCACGCUGUCCCAGGUCAUCCUGUUCAACCGAAGGAGAGAAGGUGAGGUAUCCCGGAUGCUUUUGUCAGCUUUUAAAAGCAGGGAUUCUUCUGAGCUACACGAAGACAUUGCCAUCUGUCUGUCUGAGUUUGAGAGGAAGCUGUGUCUGCACUUCUCAAGAGUUGAGAUCCGUGGUAAACGAGGGAGAAAGGUUCCUGUGCUCCUCAAGCCUUCCAUGGUUUCUGCCAUGGAGCUGCUUGUUGAAACGCGUGAGCUUUGUGGUGUUCCAGCAGAGAAUCCCUUUAUGUUUGCUAGAUGUGGAGCAAUGUCUGCCUACAGAGGAGGAGAGUGCAUCAACAAAGCUGCUUGCGAAUGUGGCAUAAAGAACCCUGAUGCACUGUCAUCAACUAGGCUUAGGAAACACAUAGCAACCAUGUCUAAAAUUCUUAACCUUAAUGAGAAUGAAGCAGACCAACUGGCUGAUUUCCUUGGUCACGAUAUCCGAAUCCACAGACAGUAUUAUCGGUUACCAGAGGGAACACUGCAGCUGGCAAAAAUGAGUAAAGUCCUAAUGGCCAUGGAGAAAGGAACACUGUCUGACUACAAAGGAAAGAAACUUGAUGACAUUGAAAUUGACCCAAAUGAGCAACUUGAGGCCCAAGGUGAUUCCAUGUCAAGUGAUGAGGAGGAUUCCAGUGACCUAUCUCAGACGACAGCACCAGCACCAGUACAGACUGAUCAACCUGUUCAAUCUGAUCAAGCUGUUUCACAGGAGGAUCAAGGUUCUUCAAAUGCUCCAAAAAAGAAAUGGGAGGACAGUGAGGUAAAAGCAGUAGAGAGACACAUGAUGAGUUUCAUCAAGACAUGCAAAGUUCCUGGUAAGCAAGACUGUGAAAGAUGCAUUCAUGCAGAGCCAGAAGCUUUGAAGCAGCGAACAUGGACUGGUGUGAAAAAUUAUGUGCGGAACAGGAUCACGACUCUUAAAAGAAAGGGUGGUUUGUAGGAAGGCACAAACACUUCAGCACUUUGCACAUUAUGCUCUUUUUGUAGGAAAUGGAGCUAAAUUAAAAGAAAUGAGGAUAAAGGUGUAGAAAUAUUUUGUGGAUGGAAUGAAACAGAAUAUAAAGUGAAAAGUUAGAGUAUAAGAAGGUUAAUGAAGAAGUAGAGGAUAGUAAGAGUCAAUUUUCUUUGUUCAGUUACAAUAUAGUUGGAUGAAAUGUCAUGUUAAACUUUUUGAUAUUUCUGUCAUAGAGGGAGGAGAGAAUGUAAAGAUGAUAAAAAAGGGAAGAGUGAAUAGCUGUGCUGGACAUGGGCUAUGGCUGGAUGUAACCGAUUGGUGAGAGUUAAUGUGUGCAGACGAGAGAAGCUGAAAACUGAGAUGUGAUGUCAGACACUUUCUGCUUCCCGUAGUGAUGCAGAGCCAGAAGCUUUGAAGCAGGGAACAUGGACUGGUGUGAAAAAUUAUGUGCGGAACAGGAUCACGACUCCUAAAAGAAAGGGUGGUUUGUAGGGAGGCACAAACACUUCAACACUUUGCACAUUAUGCUCUUUUCGUAAGAAAUGGAGCUAAAUUAAAAGAAAUUAAGAUAAAGGUGUAGACAUUAAAAUUAAGAGACGCUCGCGCUGUUUGCAUACUUUACCACAGCUGAAGUAGAAAAAAUGCAUUAUUUUCCAAAUACACAGAUAUUUCGGAGACAUUUUCAUUCAAUACAUGCACUGCUUGAUACAGUGUCUGUUUGUACAAGAAUAAAGUUCAACAUAAGCCUAAAUACCAACGUAAAGAGGGAAGAGAGAAUGUAAAGGGGGACGUUAAAGGACGUAAAGUAGAAGAGCAUGUAAAGGGGACGUAAAGAGGGAGGAGAGAAUGUAAAGGGGACGUAAAGAGGGAGGAGAGAAUGUAAAGGGGACGUAAAG
Molecule: messenger RNA, 2361 nt
Organism: Carassius auratus (goldfish)
Lineage: Eukaryota; Metazoa; Chordata; Actinopteri; Cypriniformes; Cyprinidae
Exons: 3
Coding region: 53-1450 (465 amino acids)
Source: RefSeq, a predicted model, not a curated record